AGAUUCUAUGUAAAAUGAAUCAGUAGCACAAGUGAGACAGUCGUGGGUCUACCGUUUAAUUGAGAUAUUAUUUGUUUUUUGUCCUCAAUUGGUUCUGGGUUCUCCGGUAGCUAAUGGGUAUUAUCCUUGUUGUGUUAGUUGUGUUAUUAUUUGUGGAAACUGGAACUUCACAGUCAAAUGGCCAUUUUAACAAUACUAACAACCUCAUCCAAUCUUUCUGUGGUAGUAAUCCUACUAAUAGUCCGCCAAUCUUCAAAAAAAAUCGCAACUCUACAUUUGAUCAACUGCGAAUGCAAUUAGUGAGAACCAACCAACUUUAUGCCAGAGCACAGGAUUUAAGUGCAGGGGAAGCGGUCUUUGCACUAGCCCAGUGCUGGAACUAUCUAUCUGUUGAUCAGUGCCUAGCUUGUUUUGAUGCAGGCGUUUCUAAACUGGUCACCUGCCCAGUUGGCACGGGUGCCUAUGCUUUGAUGGAUAACUGCUUUGUCAGGUACGAGGACUUUAAUGACUUCUACAAUAAUCCAUAUGUCUCCCAAGAUGGGGUUGGCACUCCAUACUCAUCAUGUGGAAAUCAAUCAUCUCGGGCAGUGUCCACGUAUAAAGAAAUCGUCGAUAAGUUUUUAUCGGAUAUUGCAGAUGUUACUCCAAAAAUCUCUAAAUUCUAUGUAGCAUCUGCAAGGCAAAUCACAAGCGAAAAUGUAACCGUGUAUGCGGUUGCACAAUGUAUGGAAAAUAUCAACAAGACACUCUGCAAAGCAUGCAUGGAUAAAGCAUAUGACAAAUUAAAUGAUUGUUUGCCCAACACAGAAGGAACUUUUUUCGAUCUAGGCUGUUUCGCAAAGUAUUCAGAGACCCCAUUUUUCAAUGACAACCAGACAAUCGAUUUCACAAAUAUCUUAAAUGGGCAUUCAAGUAAGGUAUCCUUAAUUGCUGGAGUGGUUGGGGGUGUCCUUUUUUUACUUAUCCUUGUUCUUUGGUUAUUGCAUCGACAACGGAAGAAGAUUAAGAAGAGAGAACAAGAAGCAGCGGAUUUGGAGGGGGCUGUACAUUACAAUUAUAAGGAUCUGCAGAUGGCAACCAAUAAUUUUAGCAAUGCAAAUAUUCUUGGGAAAGGAGGUUUUGGUGAAGUAUUCAAGGCAGCACUAGAUGAUGGAAGUAUUGUGGCAGUGAAAAGACUUCAUGUACAACAUGCUAGAGCGAAAGAGGAAUUUGAGAAUGAGGUUAAGCUCAUAAGUAAUGUUCAUCAUAGAAAUCUUCUACGUCUCCUUGGGUGGUCCUCUCAAGGAUCUGAUCUACUUCUAGUCCUCGAAUAUAUGCCAAAUGGAAGCCUUGAUACGUACUUAUGGGGUGCAAAAAGAGGGACAUUGGACUGGACCCAAAGAUAUGAAAUAAUAUUUGGGAUUGCUAGGGGUCUUGCUCAUUUACACAAUGAAUUCCAUGUGAAAAUCAUUCACAGGGACAUCAAAUCUAACAACAUUCUUCUUACCGAUGAUUUCAAACCAAAAAUAGCCGAUUUUGGUUUGGCAAGGUUUCAACCAGACGACGAAACCCAUGUUAGUACCAAGUUUGCUGGGACAUUGGGAUAUACAGCACCGGAAUAUGCACAAUAUGGUACUUUAUCGGAUAAAGUUGACACUUACAGCUUUGGAAUUGUGACUCUUGAAAUCAUAGGAGGCCAAAGGAGUACUGAAGUGAAAUCCGAUCAACAAUCCACUGAUUACCUCCUUGAACAUGCAUGGAAGCUGUAUGAGAAAAAAACUCAUAUAAAUUUCAUUGAUGAGACAUUGGACUUGAACCAACAUGAACAACAACAUGUGAUAAAGAUAAUUGAGAUUGCUUUAUUGUGUACUCAGUCAGUGUCGAAAAGACCAACCAUGACAGAAGUGGUUUUGAUGCUUCAAGAGGGCCAAUCUUUGGGAAAAAGGAAGCUAACAAGGCCAACUUUUGUUACCAAUACAGAUAGGAGGAUUCAUAUAGGCUCUUCAAAGAAUUCUAUUGGUAUUGAAAACGCUUACGAAAAACCAUAGGCAACUAGGAAAAGUAAUAUAUAAAGAAACGGUUGAUAUUUUAGUUAAAUAUAUCAAUUGUUUUUUUUUU
Erigeron canadensis is the source of this 2097-nucleotide messenger RNA. RefSeq names its product cysteine-rich receptor-like protein kinase 2. The coding region runs from base 114 to 2027 and encodes 637 amino acids. The record is from RefSeq and is a predicted model, not a curated record. Gene Ontology annotation, molecular function: protein kinase activity; ATP binding. The transcript is spliced from 8 exons. NCBI's taxonomy places the organism in Eukaryota, Viridiplantae, Streptophyta, Magnoliopsida, Asterales, Asteraceae. Gene Ontology annotation, biological process: protein phosphorylation.